Neomonachus schauinslandi (Hawaiian monk seal) is the source of this 3269-nucleotide messenger RNA. It is a transcript of the gene ZBTB21, whose product is annotated as zinc finger and BTB domain containing 21. The coding region runs from base 1 to 2571 and encodes 856 amino acids. Gene Ontology annotation, biological process: regulation of transcription by RNA polymerase II; negative regulation of DNA-templated transcription. The transcript is spliced from 2 exons. The record is from RefSeq and is a predicted model, not a curated record. Gene Ontology annotation, cellular component: nucleus. Gene Ontology annotation, molecular function: DNA-binding transcription factor activity, RNA polymerase II-specific; protein binding; RNA polymerase II cis-regulatory region sequence-specific DNA binding. NCBI's taxonomy places the organism in Eukaryota, Metazoa, Chordata, Mammalia, Carnivora, Phocidae.
AUGGAGGGGCUGCUGCAUUACAUCAACCCGGCACAUGCCAUCUCUCUGCUGAGCGCGCUCAACGAGGAACGCCUCAAAGGACAGCUGUGUGACGUGCUUCUGAUUGUUGGAGACCAGAAAUUUCGAGCGCAUAAAAAUGUCUUGGCCGCCAGCAGUGAAUACUUCCAGAGUUUAUUCACCAACAAGGAGAAUGAAUCACAGACUGUCUUUCAGCUUGACUUUUGUGAACCAGAUGCUUUUGAUAACGUUUUGAACUACAUUUAUUCUUCAUCUUUAUUUGUCGAGAAAAGCAGUCUCGCGGCCGUGCAAGAACUAGGCUAUAGCCUUGGGAUUUCCUUUCUGACUAACAUCGUCUCUAAAACACCUCAGGCCCCCUUUCCAGCGUGUCCCAACAGGAAAAAAAUAUUCAUAGAAGAUGAUGAAAGCAGUUCUCAGAAGAGAAGCGUCAUCGUUUGUCAAAGUAGAAACGAAGCACAGGGAAAAACUGUGAGUCAGAAUCAGCCCGACCUAAGCCAUACGUCCCGGCCCUCCCCCUCCCCUAGCACUGCAGUCAAGACCAGCACCAGUAAGCCCCACGUUCCCAAACCGGCCGAGCCGCUCCACACUUUGCCACUGGCUGAAAAGAGCUGGCCGAAAGAUGGUUCUGUGGGCUAUGCAAAGUCUCUGGAGCACGCGGGGCCUCUGGAUGACCCCAACAGAAGCAGUUUGCUGAAAAGGAAUGCACCGCUGCAGGACCGAGAGGCGAUGGACGAUACAGCCGGUCUCAGCAGCCAGCUCCCCAAAGGCAAAGCCAUAGAGUUGGCUUUGAAGAGACCACGGCCCCCGGUGUUGUCUCUCGGAAGCUCGUCGGAGACCCCCUACGUGCUGAAGGAGACUCACAAAGGAGGCGGGCCGGGCGAAGACCGAAACCUGCUGUACUACUCCAAGCUGGGGCUGGUGGUCCCAUCCGGUGGCUCUGGCUGUGGGAAGCCAGGCAUCGACAGAAGCGGCCCGCUCGUCAAGAGUCUCCUCAGACGGUCGCUGUCCAUGGACAGCCAGGUGCCUGGCCUCUCACCCUCCAUAGAUCUGAAAUCUUCCCAGGGCCGCUCCGCGGUGGCAGGCGAGGUGCCGGGGAGCGGGUUCUGUGCUCUGUCGCAGCAGUCGUCUCUGAAGGAGUGCGGGGAGAAGGCGGCCCUCGAUGAGCGGAGCCCCGUGCCCCAGCCCCACCGCCUCCGGUCCUUCAGCGCCUCCCAGUCCACGGAGAGGGAAGGGGAGCCUGCCGUGACUGAGGUCCGCAUCAAGACGGAGCCCCGCAGCCCCCUGUCAGACCCCUCCGACAUCAUCCGUGUCACCGUGGGAGACCCGGCUGCGGCGGCCGCCGCCAGAGACCUUUCCUUAACAACCGAAGACGACCAAAAAGACAUGAGCAGGCUCCCGGCGAAAAGGAGGUUCCAGGCGGACCGAAGGCUGCCGUUGAAGAAGGUGAAGGAGGACGAGCACGGGUCUCUGGUGUCCGAAGAGAACUUCGAGGAGGGCUCGAGCCCUCCCCUCCCUGACACAGAGUUUCCAGAUUCUGACUUGAAUAAAGAUGAAUUUGAGCAAGGAAACCACGAGCGAUUAUGCAGAAACGCAACCGUUUGCCCCUACUGCAGCCUUAGGUUUUUCUCGCCGGAGCUAAAGCAGGAGCACGAGAGUAAGUGUGAGUACAAGAAGCUGACGUGUCUCGAGUGCAUGCGCACCUUCAAGUCCUCCUUCAGCAUUUGGCGGCACCAAGUUGAAGUCCAUAAUCAGAACACCAUGGCGCCGGCCGAAAACUUUUCCUUACCCAUCCUGGACCACAAUGGUGACGUGACUGCUGCUGCCAGGGUCCCGGCCCAGCCCGAGCCCCAUAAAGCCAACCACGCGGUCCCCGCCAAAGACGACAAUGCCUUCAGUGAUUGUUCGGAGCAAGUGAACUUCGAUUCAGAAGACUCCUCCUGCCUCCCUGAAGACCUCAGCCUCUCGAAGCAACUGAAAAUCCACGUCAAAGAGGAGCCCGCGGAGGAGGCCGAGGAAGAGGCACCCGAGGCCCGCGCCACCCCCAAGGACGCUGGCUCCAGCAAGGACACCAGCCUGUGGCCCUGCGAGAAGUGUGGCAAGACGUUCACGGCGCACAAGCAGCUGGAGCGGCACCAGGAGCUCCUGUGCUCCGUGAAACCCUUCAUCUGCCACGUGUGCAACAAAGCUUUCCGCACCAACUUCCGGCUCUGGAGCCACUUCCAGUCCCACAUGUCUCAGGCUACGGAGGACCCGGCGCAUAAAGACUCGGAAGCGUGCCCUGUGCCCACAAACUCUCCGUCCCCGCCCCCGCUGCCCCCGCCCCCGCCGCUGCCCAAGAUCCAGCCUCUGGAGCCCGACAGCCCCACAGCCUUGUCUGAAAACCCCGCUCCUGCCACGGAGAAACUGUUCGUGCCCCAGGAAUCCGACACGCUUUUUUACCAUGCCCCCCCCCUUUCUGCAAUCACCUUUAAAAGACAGUUCAUGUGUAAACUGUGCCAUAGGACAUUCAAGACGGCCUUCAGUCUUUGGAGUCAUGAACAGAGCCACAACUGAAAGACCGCCCCUUUUCACCUGCCACAGAAGGGACGGUGGUCUCCAGAGUUCCUCCACCUAAAUUGUGAAACGUGCAUAAGAAACAAAAUAUUUUUUAAAAGAGAAUAAUAAAGGUUGGAAAUUGUUAUGCUUGAAUAGAAGUUUGAAGUAAAUUGAUACUAAUUAGUGAUGUCCUUACUCACCUUAGAAAAACUAAAAUCUAUUGUGCUUUGGACCUUACAAGUCACAGGAUGAUUUGACUUCAUUAAUGUUGAAAUGUGACUGAUCUUGGUUAUUUGCAUGGUUCCUCAUUCCACGGUGUCAGUAUAAUCUUUUCCCAGAGGUGGUUUUGGUUUUUUACUGAUUUGCAAUCAGUGAAAUACUAUUCAAGUGUUUCUUUUGAUUAUAUCAGACACCUAAGUUCUAGUUCAAUGUCAGCCACGUUCCGAAGUCCACAACGCAUCAGGAGGAAGCGGAGUAGUUUGCAGCGUUGAGUUAGAUCUUAGGAUACUUUAGCAAUAAAACAAUGAUAAGCCUCAACUUUAAUAAGUUAUCCUGACACUUGAUAACAAUAAAUAAUUUGGUAUUUUGUGGUCAUGUAGAAAUUUUUUUGUAUGAAAAUAGUGAGAAAUUUAAAUCCCCAGCAAUAGUGAUACUUAGAUUUUUAUAAAAUAACAAAAGCUUGCUCUUGGGUCAUUUAACAUAACUAAUGAUGGAAG